Messenger RNA from Centruroides sculpturatus (bark scorpion), 2257 nucleotides. RefSeq names its product transcription initiation factor TFIID subunit 5-like (gene Taf5). The transcript has 19 exons. The record is from RefSeq and is a predicted model, not a curated record. Gene Ontology annotation, cellular component: transcription factor TFIID complex. Gene Ontology annotation, molecular function: protein binding; RNA polymerase II general transcription initiation factor activity. Bases 146 to 2185 code for a protein of 679 amino acids. Gene Ontology annotation, biological process: transcription initiation at RNA polymerase II promoter. NCBI's taxonomy places the organism in Eukaryota, Metazoa, Arthropoda, Arachnida, Scorpiones, Buthidae.
ACAUUGUUUUGUUUUCAUCUGUGGUCGUGUAGUUCAAAAUAUGCGUAUUUGUGUAUUAAUGUUUCAAUAAUUAAAUUGAUGAAGAGCCAACAUUUUACAUCAGGAUACACGAUAUAGAAGGGUUAAAUUGUUUUAAAUAUCAGAAAUGUCUGAAAUUAUACCUUUGUCACUUCCAAUUGUACCGAAAGAGGAAGUUAUUACGAACGACUCUGAACAUAAUCAAGAAAAACAAACUGUUACUGAUCAUGAAACUUCAAACUUAGCAAAAGAUGAUAAAAAUGAAUUGGAUAAAAAUACUAUAUUUGCAGUUUUACAGUUUCUUAAAAAACAUAAUUUACAAGAAACUGAAUUGAUUUUAAGGAAGGAAGCUAAAGUUUUGAAUGAUGACAAACUUUCUGAUGUUUCUCAAAAUAGUUCUGAUGUCAGUAGUGUUCUUUCAACAUAUAAAAGUGAAGGUGAUCCAGAUAUUUAUGAAGAGACUUAUUCUAAUUUGAUUAAAUUUGUUGAAUCAUCGCUUGAUACAUACAGACAUGAAUUAGCAAUGAUUUUGUAUCCAGUUUUUGUUCAUAUGUAUCUAGAACUUGUCUAUAAUGAACAUGAAUUACAAGCUUUAGUAGGUUAUACUGCUGAAUUCAUUAUUACAGGAAAUGAGCUCAAAAAAUUUCACAAAAGUACAACACACAGUAAUGUAGAAUCAGGUCAGUUUACAGUGCGUAUGUCAAGGGACACUUAUAAUUUUCUUAAACGCCAUGUUCAAGAUAAGAAAAACACUGUUUUGCAAAAUAUAAUUCAGGAGCAUCUUUAUUUAGAUGUAUAUGAAGGAAUAACAAGAGCUAAAGUUCAAGUUGACAGCACUGCUGGAGCAGUAUUGGGAGAAGCUGCAAGACAAGCCAAUAAAGCAAAGGUUUAUUAUGGAUUAUUAAAAGAACCAGAGCUUCAUAUUCCAUUAGAGGAAGAUGAAGAAUCAGGUGAAGGAGAAGAUAAACCAAAGAAAAAGAAACCCAAGAAAGAUCCUGUACUUUCUAAAAAGUCAAGGAAUGACCCUAAUGCUCCUCCAAACAAUAGAAUUCCUUUACCUGAAUUACGAGAUGCUGAUAGGCAUGAUAAAAUAAAUGCAAUGAAAGAUGCAAGCAAAAGAGUAAAGCUUGGUCCAGAAUUUUUGCCAUCAAUUUGUUUUUAUACUUUUUUGAAUUCACAUCAAGGUGUCACUUGUGCUGAAUUUGCAGAAGAUUCUAGUUUAUUAAGUGCUGGAUUUUCUGAUUCUAUAAUUCGAGUUUGGAGUGUAACACCUAAUAAAUUAAAAGGAAUGAGAUCUGCUUUAGAAUUAGAAAAUAUUGAUAAAGAAGCAGAUGAUGUUUUAUAUCGCAUGAUGGAUGAUAAAAAUGCUACAGAUUUAAAAGUGCUGAUGGGACAUAGUGGACCUGUUUAUUCAACUAGUAUUAGUCCCGAUAGGAAUCUUUUAUUAUCAUGUUCAGAAGAUUCUACAGUUCGAUUAUGGAGUUUACAUACAUGGACCAAUGUUGUUUGCUACAAAGGUCAUUGUUUUCCAGUAUGGGAUGUAAAAUUCAGUCCACAUGGUUACUAUUUUGCUUCUUGUGGAUAUGACCGUACAGCUAGAUUAUGGUCAACAGAUUCUCAUCAACCAUUAAGGAUAUUUGCUGGACAUGUUUCUGAUGUGGAUUGUGUGCAAUUUCAUCCCAAUUCAAAUUACAUUGCAACUGGUUCUAGUGAUAGAACAGUACGAUUAUGGGAUGUACUAACUGGGAGCUGUGUACGUUUUAUGACUGGGCACAAGGGAAGAGUAUAUACAUUGGCUUUUUCUACUUGUGGACGGUUUCUAGCAUCUGCUGGAGCAGAUAAGAAAAUUUUAAUUUGGGAUAUUGCACAUGGUCAUCUUCUGGCUGAACUUAACAGUCAUUCGGAUAGUAUCUAUUCUAUAUGUUUUAGCCGUGAUGGCAACAUACUAGCAUCAGGUGGAUUAGAUAACACUGUAAAAAUAUGGGAUGUAAGCAGAUUAUUUGAGGAAAUAGAUUUAGAGGAUUUGAAUAUAUCUCAUGCCCCAAACGUCAGGUUAAAUAAUGAAAGUGUUUUGCUUGGUUCAUAUCCCACAAAAUCAACACCAAUUUUGACUCUUCACUUUACAAGAAAAAAUUUACUUUUGUCAGCUGGAAUGUAUCAGGGUUGAUAAGUAAAAACCUACUAAGUUAUAAAUUUUUAAAUGUAUUUUAUUUUUCAAUUAAAAAUAUAAAAAAACUUA